AUGGUGAUCGACUCCAUCAUCGUCUGCACGGCCGACGCUGGCGUCGCAAUCACCAACACGGCCUCGUUGACGCCGACGGGCGGCACUGUAGUGAACAGCGCCGCCACGCUGCAGCUGGUGGUGUUUGGCUGCAACGUGCCGCCUGACGUCACCUUCCAGGAGCUGACGACCUGGGGGGCGCAGACGUUCUCGUGGCAGCUGCAGAACCAAGCCAAGGGGCAGCUGUUCUCUGUGCCCCCCAGCCAGGGCAGCCAGGCGAUCGGCUACACGCUCACGGCCACGGCCUCUGAGAGCGGCGCGGCCAGCACUGCGGUGUCGGGCGCCCUGUUCAUCACCAACAGCCAGUCCGGCAUGAUGAACAUCGCGCGGCUGCAGGUGACGCUGAGCAGCGGGCAGUCCAUCACGCCCUCCUGCUCCCUCACCACACCCUUCGUCUCGUCCAACGGCAACAACUUUGUCUUUGGCGGCAUCAACUCGGGCGGCUCGACCACCGUGCUGCCCUACCUGGGGAACGGCUUCGGGACCGGCAUAGCGGGCGCCUUGAACAACUUCAACACCCUGGGCACCAUCACCCAGUUCUUCCUGCCCGAGUUUUCCAGCGCGCGGUGCCCCUUCAACAUCACGCUGACGAACCCUGGCAGCCAGACGGUCCAGGUCACUGCCCAGGUCAACUGGGGCUUUGGCGGCAUGUACACCCUAGCCAACCCGGUGCAGCAGCAGGUGUCCCUCAGGCCGCCAGACAAGUUCUUCCCCGUCGGCAACUGCGUCACCCUUAGUAACCAGGUCAUUGCUGGGCAGCUGGCAGUGACCAACGGCUUCCCCAACCAGCAGCAGGUGUGCGUGCAGGGCAGCCAGGCACCCUACCAGCAGCCGCCGGCGGUUGACUACACUUUGACCGCCAGCGUGGGCCCUGAGGUCAGCCAAGGCUGCACCGCAGGCACACCAAAGAGGUUCACGAUUGCCAACACGGCCACGGCCACGCCCGUCGGCGCCGCCGCCGCCCCGGCCACCGGCACCGCGGACGUCGUCAACCUGGACAUCCAGUGCCCUGCCGCCGCCGCGGCCCCUGCGGCGCCCGUGGCAUCGCCCCCCACCAACAACCAGGUGCUGCAGUCCGUUGGCUCCCAGCUGGCAGUCACAGUGGGCGGCUUCCAGACGUACGCGCUCUCCUCGUACGUCUGGACUGUCCAGCAGUCCGCGGACACCAACGACACGGUCUCCCUCUCCAUCGGCGCCCCCAAGCGCACGCUGAACUUCACGGUCCGCGUGACCAAGCAGCCGCCCCAGGACACCGCCCACUUUGUCGCCGGCCAGAUCACGGCCCGCAACCCCGGCCCGGCCACGUCCGAGGUCACUGCCGUCUUCGUCACCGCCGGCGACGCGUCGGUCCCCGCGACGUGCGACUCGAGCCGCCCGGGCGGCCUGGUCCUCAACGCCAACGAGGCGCUGACCUGCACCUUCAACGUGUCCUGGAGCCGCGGCAACGACGCCGGGUUCCUGGGGGCCCGCGUGGAGGCAAAGGACGGCAAAUUCUUUGCGUCGCCGGCACAGUUCGACUUCUCCGCCGUCCGCCGCGCCGACCCUGUAGGCGCCACGGCCACGGUGUCGGUCGACCUCACCGGCGUCGCGCCCGACAACUCGACCGCGGCCGCGUGGCUCGCGCGCGGCGCCGGCGCCCUGCCUUCCACGGAUGACAGCAAGAACGCCAGCCUGGCAGCGACGACGUCGGAGUCAAAGGACUAUGUCUUCGGCGUGGACGUUGGCCCAUUUGCCGCACCGGCGCCGUGCGGGGCGUACUCGCUUUCGAGCGUCGCCACGGUGACCCCCGCAGGCGCUCCCGCCACGUCCGUCGCGCGCGCCGCGGCGAACGUCUCCGUGGCCGUCGCCGGCUGCGGGGCGCAGCAGGUGCAGCAGCUGCAAUCGGUGGCCGCGCCCGGCAGCCUCGCGCCGACGGUCAGCGGGGUCAAGACGGCGCUCGUAGCGCGGGACGCGUGGAGCGCCGCGGCCGACGCGCCCCCUGCGCCGGUCAAGGUGGCGUCUGGCGCGUCGGGCGACGUGAGCUUCACCGUGAACUUUGUCAAGGCCCCCGCCAACGAGUUCGAGGUGUCCGGCUCGGUCGACGUCGUCAACAGCAGCCCCAACGAGGCCGCUGAGGUGGCGGGCGUCGCUGUCACCCUGAACCCUGACGGGGGCGCGGCCCCCAAGACCGUUGAGGCGACGUGCGGCGACAAGACCUUCCCCUUCUCGUUGGCCACCGGCGCGACUGUCACGUGCACAUUCGUCGCCAAGGUGGACACCGACGCGUCCGGCCGCGUUGUUGCCACAGUGACGGACGCGUCCGGCAAGAAGUCGGACGCAGCUCCAGCGGCGUUUGGCUUCGGCGGCGCCGCCGAGCGCAGGGCCUCCAACACCAAUGACUGCGCGACUGCCAAGACGGGCAAGCUCGUUGGCGUGGGCACCUGGCAGCCGAACAAGGUCCUGGGAUACCAAGAGACAGACCGCAAGAUCUGCGCCACCACACCAGUCCAAGUCAAGGCCACCCUCGGGCCCUUCGGGCCCCGCCAGUGCGGGACGUUCCAGGUCCUGCACGUCGCCACCGCGACGCCGCUUGCGCGCGGCGCUGCGCCGGCCACGCUGGUGACGCCGGUGACCGUGGAGGUCACCGGGUGCCCCAAGGACGGCGUCCCGGCCGUGCCUCUGGUGACGGUGGCGCCCCCCAAGGUGGAGUUGGAGGAGCGGUACACCUGGCGGGUGACGCUGUCUGACUCGGCGCCCAACCCACUAGUCAUCAAGCAGACCCAGCCUGUCAAGGUGGUGUUUGUCGCCCGCACGGCGCGGGAUGCGGCAGAGAAGACAGCGACUCUGGACGGCACCGUGACGCUUGAGGGCGCCGGCAGCGAUCCGCUGCCCCUGCAGAGCGCAUCGGUCUCGAUCUACGACGGCCAGUCCGCCUACACCUCCGCCCCCCUGGACUGCGGGCCCGCCUCCGCGCCCGGCGGCGCCGUGACUGUGCCCGCCAAGGGGGCUGGCCCCCUCGCCUGCAAGUUCUCCGCAAAGGGCCUCACCCCCGGCGACGGCGUGGUAUUUGCGGCGCUCAUCCCCGCGGGCGCCACCGGCCCGCUGCCCACAAACCCGCUCGCGUACAGUGUGGCGGGGGCGGCCAAAAACGGCGUCGGCCGCUGCGCCGACCUCGGCAACUCGCUGCAGCUGCUGCAGGGCGGCCGCGCCGCGCCCUGGCAGCCGGUGUUCGCGGGGCAGCCGUUCGGGGGGUCCGCGUGCCGGCAGGGCACCGACCGUUUCGUGGCAUGGUUUGGCGGGGACGCGUCUGGCCGGCCGGCCCUGCCUGCCUGCGGGGACUAUGCGUUCGACGGCACCGUGACCGUCCUGCCCCAGGGCGGCAGCGACGCCGUCACCGGGCAGACCAAAUUCGCGGUGAAGGUCACGGACUGCGCGCCCGGGCGAUGA
Monoraphidium neglectum is the source of this 3465-nucleotide messenger RNA. RefSeq lists its product as hypothetical. The transcript is spliced from 9 exons. NCBI's taxonomy places the organism in Eukaryota, Viridiplantae, Chlorophyta, Chlorophyceae, Sphaeropleales, Selenastraceae. The record is from RefSeq and is a predicted model, not a curated record. Bases 1 to 3465 code for a protein of 1154 amino acids.